GAAGUUCAUCAGCAUUUUGUUACGUUCGCUGACGUGGACACAUUUACUGGAUUUGGAAGUAAUUAGUCUUGAGCCAUAAUGGCAGAUGCCUCCAGGAGCUUUUCUGAUGUGAGGAAUGUGAUCCUGUCUGCUCAUGAAAACACGGGCACACAAGCCAAAACUGAUUUCUACAAUGGCUGGGCUGAGAACUACGAGCAGGAUGUGGCAAUACUGGAGUACCAGGCUCCCUUUCUCGCAGCAGAAUGCAUUGCCACAUAUUUCAAAGGGGACAGAGCCGAGGCAACUGUUUUGGACGUGGCUUGUGGGACAGGUUUGGUUUCCUUGGAGCUGAAGAAAAAGGGAUUUAACCAUUUUGUUGGGGUGGAUGGGAGUGAAGGUAUGCUGGAAUUGGCCAGAAAGAGGGGGGUCUAUCAGGAACUCAGACGACAAAUGCUUGGUCCGGAAUCUCUCACUGCUGAAGCUGGGACGCAUGAUGUUGUUGUUAUUGUUGGCGCUUUGAGUGUUGGUCAGGUUCCAGUUGGUGUGAUCAGAGACCUCUGGCAGGCCACAAAGCCAGGGGGCUAUAUCUGUAUGACAACCAGAUCAAACCUUGAUAACCGUGAAUAUAAGGCUGAGCUGGAGCGAGUGAUGAAGAGUAUGGAAGAGGAGGGAAAGUGGAGCCAGGUGACAGUCAGUGAGGUGGAAAAGUGGGAAAGAGCUGUGUCUGAGCAGGAGACAGGCUACAUAUCUGGAGCUGUCUAUCUCUAUAGACGGAGUUUACCAUAAACAAUGUGGUGAAAAGACAGACAGGGGAUUUUUCUUCUUCAUUGUUGGAAAAAUAAUUGGAAGCACCGAGUCUUUUGUCAGUUCAAUCAAACUGCUUUGCUGCUUCUUGUCCUGGGAACUGAACUGGAGCACUGUCACAAACUGCAUGGAUUACCAUUUUAGCCAAAAACCUGAUGAAAUCUUACAGGACACUUAAGGUUUCAGCAAUAUUUCAGCAGGACAAUGACCAGAAGACGACAUAAAAGAGGGAAAUGGUCACUUUGGCCAUAAAACUAACCCUUUCCAAUGACCAUCUCGGGUCUUUGAAUGUGAACUGUUUUCAAAACUGGGAGUUUCAGUUGAAGAAGUGUAGUCCCUGAGGGAAGACAAAAAAGGAUAUGAAAGAUCUUGAAUGCCUCUGUAUAGAGGGGAUUUUUCUCUCUUACUGUGUUCUUC
Chanos chanos (milkfish) is the source of this 1200-nucleotide messenger RNA. It is a transcript of the gene mettl27, whose product is annotated as methyltransferase like 27. The transcript is spliced from 6 exons. Bases 79 to 765 code for a protein of 228 amino acids. NCBI's taxonomy places the organism in Eukaryota, Metazoa, Chordata, Actinopteri, Gonorynchiformes, Chanidae. The record is from RefSeq and is a predicted model, not a curated record.